AUGUCAAAACACCGUUCCUAUGGAACCGCGCAUCCUGAACCGCAAACCGCAAUCGACCGUACUCAUGCGGAUCCUCCAGUAGCUGAGGUCUUGGACGAAGACCGCUACUUUUCCCUGCACAAACCGCCGGCGUACCUUCCUGAGCUUGAAGAACAAAUGACUAAAUUCAUAGAGUUUCACGCCGGGAAAAAAAAUGUGGUUUUAGUGACUUCUGGAGGAACUACGGUUCCGCUUGAAAAUAACACAGUAAGAUUCAUUGACAAUUUCAGUGCAGGAACCAGAGGAGCUACUUCUGCCGAAUAUUUUUUGGAAAAUGAUUACGCAGUAAUAUUUCUUCAUCGAGAGUAUUCGCUUCUUCCAUAUUCUCGCCAUUAUUCCCAUACUACCAAUUGCUUUUUGGACUAUAUGACCGAAAUCGACAACAAGGUUCAAAUAAACCCUGAUUUUGCUGAUGAAAUGUUGGUGGUGCUUCGCAAGUAUAAAAAUGCGACCGAGUCGAAUCUGCUUCUUCUCAUUCCAUAUACCACAGUGAACCAAUAUUUGUACACAUUGAAAUCUGCUUCCACCAUAAUGAGCAGAUUGGACAGCGGAGCCUUGUUCUACUUGGCAGCAGCAGUUUCUGAUUUUUUUCUUCCUCAGUCCAGAAUGCCGCAACAUAAAAUCCAGUCGCAGCCAAGUGGAAAAUUGGUAAUUGACCUUGAACAAGUACCUAAAUUCUUACGUCGUUUAGUGGACAGUUGGGCACCAUCUGCCAUGAUUGUAUCGUUCAAAUUGGAAACUGAUAAUUCAAUUCUUUUACAAAAAUCUUUGACGGCUUUAUCUCGUUACCAGCAUCAAUUGGUGAUUGGAAAUUUGCUCCAAACGAGAAAAAAAGAAGUUGUUUUGGUAACACCCGACGAAAAGACUGAGUGGGUUCGGUUGUCGGAGCAGGAGGAGAAAAAUGGAGUGGAAAUUGAAAGUUUGAUUGUGCCGGCGGUGAUCGAAAGGCACCAUAAGUGGAUUGAGAGUAAGAGAAAAGAGUAG
This is a messenger RNA of Meyerozyma guilliermondii ATCC 6260, 1023 nucleotides long. RefSeq names its product phosphopantothenate--cysteine ligase. The transcript has a single exon. Bases 1 to 1023 code for a protein of 340 amino acids. The record is from RefSeq and is a predicted model, not a curated record. Gene Ontology annotation, molecular function: phosphopantothenate--cysteine ligase activity. Gene Ontology annotation, biological process: coenzyme A biosynthetic process. Gene Ontology annotation, cellular component: nucleus; cytoplasm. NCBI's taxonomy places the organism in Eukaryota, Fungi, Ascomycota, Pichiomycetes, Serinales, Debaryomycetaceae.